Molecule: messenger RNA, 714 nt
Organism: Grosmannia clavigera kw1407
Lineage: Eukaryota; Fungi; Ascomycota; Sordariomycetes; Ophiostomatales; Ophiostomataceae
Product: dual specificity phosphatase catalytic domain containing protein
Exons: 2
Coding region: 1-714 (237 amino acids)
Source: RefSeq, a predicted model, not a curated record
AUGGGAUGCAAUCUGGCUGCCCUUCUCGCAAGUCGACUUACGUCGCGCGAAGAUAGCAGUACUACCGGUGAUGCCCCGCUUGUUAUGGGCUUAGUUGCUCUAUGCCCUACCACUGGGCCCCAUGGUGUCGCCAAGGUAGCUAUCUGCAAGGCUUUGCUCUGUAUACCAUCUCCGAUAUUCAACGCCUGGAGAAGGUGGGAUAGCCGCGGCGGCUCUGGCAGUCCUAGUGUUACCCGUUUUGUUGGAGACGGUGCGGAUGACGAAGCCAGAUUGCUACAGCUACGUUAUACUAAGCAGAGCAAGACCGCCGUGUGGCGUCGCAUGGCUUGGGGAUGCCUUCCCGUUGUCAAUUUCGGAACGUCAGUAGAGGGCGCCCCUGGCACGGACGUCUGGUCUAUACUCCGCCUUCCUGUUUGUCUCAUCACAGGCGAAUCUGAUCGUGUCACGCCGCCGGCAGAGGCCAAAAAAAUUGCCCGGGUUCUUUCUUCUGGAACGCAGGGCGGCCCUGGUGGGACUAGCUAUCCAACCCUAGCCGAUGCCACCCAUCUCCAGCUUACUGGCCCGCUCGAAGGAGACCGUACUGACAUGCCUGGUCAAUCACGGGAGCUUCCGUCCAGGAUGGGGACGCUCCUCACAGCGGCAUCUUCAUCCCAGCCGGAUGCCUCGCAGUGCGCUGGCACCCCACCUCUGCAGCUCGAACCACUCAACAUGUGA